AAAAGCACUCCCGAGGUUACUUCACGAUAUCAUGUGGCCAAAGUCAUACACGCGCAGGUACACGCAGAGUGCAGAAAAACAAGUCGCCUGCUGCCCUCGACUGCGGCAGGGUGUAAUUUUCGAGGUGCUGUGAAAUCAGUCAAUAAUUCUACGUAACUUUAUAUCCCUUUUAAGAAUCAUUUAAAAUGUGGAAGUUUGUGUCUCGCGGAAUUCGUGAAUCCCUUGAACGUCGUGCAAAUUGUAGCACAAAUAUAUAUUCGCACACUUCACAAGAUGGCACCCUUAAAAGUGAGGUUAACCCUACCAGAACCGCUUGCGCUGUUGAUCAACCACGAAAAAUCGGAUGUCUGAUCACUCGGUACAUCAAUAUUUGUCGUGGCAUCCAAGCUGCGAACCCAACAACUUACAAGAGCCGAGGGUCCCGUUGGAACCCGAAAUAUUCAUGGGGUGAAGCUGUCGAAUGGUCUGGACUUCUGGCUGUUGGAUGGAUAAUUUGCCAGUCGCUGUGCUUUCAUCGGAGAAUCCUUUGUCCUGAUCUAGAUUCGGUUUGGCGUAAACGAAUAUCGCAAGUACACGAUGUUCGCAUUUCGCAAAUCCUAGGUGCUCUUUUCUGCCUCGAACCUCGUCAUGUAUUGCCAAUAAGUAACUGUGUUGGAAAUCACAGUGAAAACGAUGCAGGGGAUAAGAAUAUUCAGGAUUUUAAUUUGAAUUCCCAAACACCCUACGGUCCGAUCACCAUCGAAGAGGCUCUUCAAGAUGCAGGUAAUGAUUUUACUCGCAUUCAUAGAAUAGUCAUGGGAGAGUAUGAAUUCCAAAUGGGAAUGAAGGCUCUUGAAGAAAAGCGUUAUAAGGAGGCAGUUAAGCAUUUCACAACUGGAGCCAGUCUCUCUUCUUCAUCGAGUAUGUUUAACUUGGCUCUCUGUCAUGAAAUGGGACUUGGAACUCUCGUUGAUCAGAAGGAAGCCGCUAGGCGAUAUCAAGCUGCUGCAGAAAACGGACAUGCAGACGCAAUGUACAACUUAGGAGUUUUUCAUGCUCAAGGGCGAGGUGGACUUCAAGUAAAUAUGCAAAAGGCUCGAAAGUUGUUCACCGAAGCAGCUGAGCUGGGUCAGCAGCAGGCCAAAUACGCGCUCACUUUGGACAAACCUAUUGCUAAUAAUCGGCAGAACGUCGAUGAACAGGAAAUUGUUAGGUGUUUGCCGGUAGAUAAAGUUGCAAAUGUCAAUACUGGUGGCAAUCUACUUGUGCAACUUGUAGGAUUAUGAGACAAAACAGCUGUGAAUUGGAGGAAGUUUUUCAGUUUGAUUGAUUCAUCCAUCAAAAAACGAUGGGUCGAAGAUAUGCGCUCCUAUGAGACGUCUGCUGACUCUCCAAAGGACAAGACUUUGAGCGAGUCAGGUCCUGUAACCUCAGGAUCAGGUAUGUUGCAAGGUUUUUUUUUGAUACCUAUAAUAGGUAUUGUGAAAGUAUUAAGGGUCCGCGGAAUGCGAUACGAAUCAUACAAGAGAAUUUGUAAAUAAUAUCAGGGAUCUUUCAAUAUGGACGUGUCUGGCAGGAUCUCAAUAUACAAAUACAUAUAUUGAACACUGUAGAUCUUGAGCAGCAAGAUAUGUUAGGUAAAUGUGGACGACUCCUUAAAUUUUUCUGUAGUUAUACCAUGUACCUACUAUAACGGAUAUAGAGCUAAUUGAGAAGCUAUCUUCUAAUUUUUUUGUACAGAGGGAACAAUCAUUCUUAUUGUUGGAGUAAGUAUUGCUAGACCGAAUUCAAUUCAGUUUUUUUUUUCUUUUUUUUUUGUAUAAGAUUUAUGUAUUUUCAGAUAACGCUUUUUAGGUUCCAUCUCGACAAACUAAGAAUGUUGAUUUAGAAUAAAUGUUUUUCUGUGAAGUAAGGAUUAUUAUUAAGGUAUAGAAAUAAAAGAGAACGAUUUUUUUAUUCAUAUA
Molecule: messenger RNA, 1943 nt
Organism: Athalia rosae (coleseed sawfly)
Lineage: Eukaryota; Metazoa; Arthropoda; Insecta; Hymenoptera; Athaliidae
Exons: 4
Coding region: 186-1265 (359 amino acids)
Molecular function (GO): protein binding
Source: RefSeq, a predicted model, not a curated record